AUGGAUGAAACACAUAACAACAGGACUUCUUUGGUCAAAGGCGCCAAGGACAUUGCUAAAGAGGCCAAGAGGCAUGCUGCCAAAAAGGUUAGCAGAGCUGUCGACCGUGCCUCAGAUGAGUAUUCAUCUCAUCGCAACUACAGCCGUUUCCAGAAUGAGGAUGAAGAGGAGGACGAUCACAAUGAUUAUACCCAGCAAGACAACCACUACACUGGCAACGCCGCCAAUGAUGACGAGGGGGCUUCCAGUGAUGCCACAGAGGGGCAUGAUGAUGAAGAUGAGAUCUACGAGGGGGAGUACCAAGGGGUGCCUGCCUACAGCAAUGGAAAGCCAAGCCAUGGACAGGUGGCUCUGGGCCAGCCUGUCUCAGACAGCCUGAAGGGCCGCAAGGAGCUGGAAAAUGAGAGACAGGCGGACGAAGAGGAGCUGGCCCAGCAGUAUGAGCUGAUCAUGCAGGAGUGCGGCCAUGGGAGAUUCCAGUGGCAGCUGUUCUUUGUACUCGGACUGGCGCUCAUGUCAGAUGGUGUGGAGGUGUUCGUAGUUGGCUUUGUCCUGCCCAGCGCUGAGACAGACAUGUGUGUGCCCAACUCUGGCGCUGGAUGGCUUGGUAGCAUCGUGUAUCUGGGGAUGAUGUUUGGAGCCUUUUUCUGGGGGGGUCUAUCAGACAAGGUGGGCCGUAAACAGUGCCUGCUGAUCGCCAUGUCUUUCAAUGGCUUCUUCGCCUUCCUGUCCUCCUUCGUCCAAGGCUACAGCAUGUUCCUCCUCUGCCGCAUGGUGUCUGGCUUUGGGAUUGGUGGAGCUGUACCAAUUGUGUUCUCCUACUUUGCGGAGGUGUUGGCCCGGGAGAAGAGAGGAGAGCACCUGAGCUGGCUCUGUAUGUUCUGGAUGAUAGGAGGAAUCUACGCCUCGGCCAUGGCCUGGGCCAUCAUUCCACACUACGGCUGGAGUUUCAGCAUGGGUUCAGCCUACCAGUUCCACAGCUGGAGAGUGUUUGUGGUGGUGUGCGCUCUACCGUGUGUCUCUGCAGUGGUAGCCCUUACUUUUAUGCCUGAGAGCCCUCGCUUCUACCUAGAGAUGGGUAAACAUGACGAGGCCUGGAUGGUGCUCAAACAGAUCCAUGACACCAACAUGCGCGCCCGCGGAGAGCCUGAGAGGGUCUUCACUGUGAACAGGAUAAAAAUCCCCAAGCAGCUGGACGAGCUGGUGGAGAUGCAGAAUGAGUCAGCCAACCCUGCAGCCAAGGUCCUGUUCAGGAUCAAGGCCGAGCUCAGAGGAAUCUGGUUGACUUUUAUGAGAUGCUUCAACUAUCCAGUGAAAGACAACACAAUGAAACUGGCUGCUGUCUGGUUUACUCUCUCGUUUGGGUACUAUGGGCUGUCUGUGUGGUUCCCCGAUGUCAUCAAGCACCUGCAGGCGGACGAGUACGCCUCCAGAGUGAAGAUUCACAACAACGAACGCAUCGAAGACUUUACCUUCAACUUCACCCUGGAGAACCAGAUCCACAAAAAUGGAGUCUUCCUGAAUGACAGGUUUAUCAGCAUGAAGUUCAAGUCGGUCACCUUUAUUGACUCCUCUUUCCACAAUUGUUAUUUUGAAGACGUCUCCUCAGUAGGAUCUUUCUUCAACAACUGUACCUUUGUGGACUCCUACUUUUACAACACGGAUAUUGAUGACUCCAAGCUACUGAAUACAAGGGUGAUCAACAGCUCCUUCUACCACAACAAGACAGGCUGUCAGAUGACGUUUGAUGAUGACUACAGCGCCUACUGGGUGUACUUUGUCAACUUCCUGGGAACGCUGGCCGUGUUGCCUGGAAACAUCGUGUCUGCCCUUCUCAUGGACAAAAUAGGGCGGCUUAGCAUGUUAGGAGGCUCCAUGGUGCUGUCGGGCAUCAGCUGCUUCUUCCUUUGGUUUGGCACCAGUGAGUCCAUGAUGAUCUUCAUGCUGUGUCUCUACAACGGCCUCAGCAUCUCUGCCUGGAACUCCCUGGACGUCGUCACCGCCGAGCUCUACCCAACAGACAGGAGGGGCACGGGCUUCGGUUUCUGCAAUGCCAUGUGCAAGCUGGCCGCGGUGCUGGGCAACCUGAUCUUUGGCUCUUUGGUGGGCAUCACCAAGGCUAUCCCCAUCCUGCUGGCGUCAUCUGUACUGGUCGGCGGGGGGCUGGUGGGGCUGCGGCUGCCAGACACACGUGCCAACGUUCUCAUGUGA
Messenger RNA from Myripristis murdjan (pinecone soldierfish), 2211 nucleotides. RefSeq names its product synaptic vesicle glycoprotein 2C. NCBI's taxonomy places the organism in Eukaryota, Metazoa, Chordata, Actinopteri, Holocentriformes, Holocentridae. Gene Ontology annotation, cellular component: synaptic vesicle membrane. The coding region runs from base 1 to 2211 and encodes 736 amino acids. The transcript is spliced from 12 exons. Gene Ontology annotation, molecular function: transmembrane transporter activity. Gene Ontology annotation, biological process: transmembrane transport; chemical synaptic transmission. The record is from RefSeq and is a predicted model, not a curated record.